Molecule: messenger RNA, 591 nt
Organism: Truncatella angustata
Lineage: Eukaryota; Fungi; Ascomycota; Sordariomycetes; Amphisphaeriales; Sporocadaceae
Exons: 3
Coding region: 1-591 (196 amino acids)
Source: RefSeq, a predicted model, not a curated record
AUGUGGAAAGAAGACGGUGGAGAGACAAGUGUAGAGUGGCACUGGCGGAACACAUCGCUUCGGACAGGGAUCACUAUUCCGACUUCUGAAAUUCGCCUAAUCACAUCGUCCAAAGACCUGUAUAGAUGGGAAUGGCUUCCAGAAGCGAAAGAAAUAUUCACCAAGCAUUUAAGUGAGCACUCAACAGGAGCCUACAGAAAGAUUUUCGAAGGUAUAGGGCAAACAUUUGAAGCCGUACUCAGCGAGGAUCAUGGUAGUGAUGAACGCGUAAAUAAAACAGAAACAACAAGUUUCACAGUACAGAUUGAACAAUUGGAGAACAGGAUUCAUUGUUUGGAAAACAUAAUUCAGGAACGAGACAUUGAUUUGAUGAAACACAAAGCAAACCAGGGCAAAUUAAAGGCAGAUUUGGAUUCAAUGAGAGAUAAAUACAGAAUUCAAGAGCAGGAGAUUCAAUCUUGGAUGAAAAGGGCCGAAGAUGCAGAGCAAAUCGCCAAUAGGUAUUCUGAGGAAGUAAGCAAGAUGUUGCCUGUCUUUCAAAACCUACAGAACAGCACAGUGGCGGGCGACUCUUCCCAUUUGAGGGACUGA